GGAGGUGGGGCCAGGAGCGGCAGGCGCCGCGGCUCUCGCGCCCCUGUUAUUGUUACACUGUAGCGGGUUCGGGGUUACGCUGAGCCCGCCCUUCCCCUUCGGGCGGAGAAGCUGGGUGCGGACCGGAGCCGCCCCGCAGGGACUCGCUCAGGAUGCCGAUCAACAAAUCUGAGAAGCCGGACAAGCCUGAGAGCUGUGAUAAUGUCAAGGUUGUUGUCCGAUGCCGACCUUUCAAUGAAAGAGAGAAAGUAAUGUGCUACAAGAUGGCAGUUAAUGUGGAUGAAAUGAGGGGAACCAUUACUGUUCAUAAAACAGACUCUUCCAACGAACCUCCAAAGACAUUUACAUUUGAUACAGUUUUUGGACCAGAGAGUAAACAGCUUGAUGUCUAUAACUUAACUGCAAGACCAAUUAUUGACUCUGUUCUGGAAGGAUACAAUGGCACCAUCUUUGCAUAUGGACAGACUGGCACAGGCAAAACUUUUACCAUGGAAGGUGUACGAGCUGUUCCUGAACUUAGAGGAAUCAUCCCCAAUUCAUUUGCCCAUAUAUUUGGUCACAUUGCAAAGGCAGAGGGGGACACAAGAUUUUUGGUUCGAGUGUCUUACUUGGAAAUUUACAAUGAAGAAGUACGUGACCUGCUCGGAAAAGACCAGACGCAGAGGCUAGAGGUUAAAGAGAGACCUGAUGUGGGAGUUUAUAUCAAAGAUCUUUCAGCUUAUGUUGUAAACAAUGCAGAUGAUAUGGAUAGAAUCAUGACACUAGGCCACAAAAACCGUUCUGUUGGUGCCACUAAUAUGAAUGAGCACAGCUCCCGUUCCCAUGCCAUCUUCACUAUUACCAUUGAAUGCAGCGAGAAAGGUGUUGAUGGAAACAUGCAUGUUCGUAUGGGCAAGCUGCACCUUGUAGAUCUAGCUGGAUCAGAAAGGCAGACAAAAACUGGAGCUACUGGGCAACGACUAAAGGAGGCCACAAAAAUUAACCUUUCUCUUUCCACUCUUGGGAAUGUUAUUUCUGCACUGGUGGAUGGCAAGAGUACUCAUGUGCCCUAUCGUAACUCUAAAUUGACUCGACUUCUUCAGGAUUCCCUGGGGGGCAACUCAAAAACCAUGAUGUGUGCAAAUAUUGGUCCGGCAGACUAUAAUUAUGAUGAGACUAUCAGCACACUCAGGUAUGCCAACCGUGCCAAAAACAUCAAGAAUAAGGCCAGAAUUAAUGAAGAUCCCAAGGAUGCCUUGCUCCGUCAGUUUCAAAAAGAAAUUGAAGAGCUUAAAAAAAAGCUGGAGGAAGGGGAAGAGAUAUCUGGCUCUGAUAUCAGUGGUUCUGAAGAUGAAGAAGAAGAAGAAGAAGAAGAUGGGGAGGUUGGAGAGGAUGGGGAAAAGCGUAAAAAACGAAGGGGCAGUAGCAGCACCAGUAGUUCAGACUCCACAUGCUCUGUCAUAGAGAAACCUCUGGAUAAGUCCUUCACUAGCAAGAAGAAAGUUUCCCCAGAUAAAAUGGUAGAGAUGCAAGCCAAGAUUGAGGAAGAGAGAAAAGCACUUGAAACCAAGCUUGACAUGGAAGAGGAAGAGAGAAACAAAGCCAGGGCUGAACUGGAGAAGAGAGAGAAAGAUCUACUCAAAGCCCAACAGGAACACCAGUCGCUGCUGGAGAAGUUAUCAGCUUUGGAGAAGAAGGUGAUUGUGGGAGGUGUGGACUUGCUGGCAAAAGCUGAGGAGCAGGAGAAACUUCUAGAGGAAUCUAACAUGGAGCUUGAAGAGCGAAGAAAAAGAGCUGAGCAGCUUCGCAAAGAGCUUGAGGAAAAAGAGCAAGAGCGCCUGGACAUUGAGGAGAAGUACACCAGCCUGCAGGAAGAGGCACAGGGCAAGACCAAGAAGCUGAAGAAAGUCUGGACAAUGCUAAUGGCUGCAAAAUCAGAGAUGGCAGAUCUGCAACAGGAACAUCAGAGAGAGAUUGAAGGAUUGCUGGAGAAUAUUCGGCAGCUCAGCAGGGAGCUUCGUCUUCAAAUGCUCAUCAUAGAUAACUUCAUUCCUCAGGACUACCAGGAAAUGAUUGAAAACUAUGUUCACUGGAAUGAAGACAUUGGAGAAUGGCAGUUGAAAUGUGUUGCAUAUACAGGGAACAACAUGAGAAAACAGACCCCGGUACCAGAUAAAAAGGAAAAAGAUCCCUUUGAGGUGGAUCUUUCCCAUGUUUAUCUAGCUUACACAGAAGAAAGCCUGAGGCAGUCUUUGAUGAAGUUAGAGAGGCCGAGGACUUCAAAAGGAAGAUCAAGGCCUAAAACUAAUAGAAGAAAACGUUCAGCAAAGCCAGGCGUCGUCAUUGACUCUCUGCUUCAGUAGGUGUUUUGCAUUCUGCUUCAGAGUAAAGAUUAAUGUGUGUUGUAAUGCUUUGCUAAAAUUCAUAGUUCUUUAGAAAAUAUUGAAGAACUGGCGCAAUUUAACCAGAAGGGGCUACCAAACAAUGCCUCAUCAGUAAACAAAAAUGAACUUGUUUCUCUAAUUACCCUUAUACUGUAUGUUAUAUUAACAUAUGUUAAACCAAUAUAUGUGUUGUUGCAAAAUUGUCCAUAUAUUACACCACUCUUUGUGUUGUGCAGGGAAACCAGUGGCAGUAAACCUUGUUGAAAUGUAUAGAAAGCAAGAACUUUAGGUGUGUUUAAAUUUUAAAAAUAUUAGCCCAGUGUGGUGGAUAGAUCCUGAACUUUAAAUCCUAAUAACUCUGUUUUAUGUCCUGCUUUGUACAUAAACUAGCGGCUUACGCUGUUGUCCUGUGUUGCACUGUUGUAUGUUUUCACGUAGUGGGUAUAAAUCCAUGAUAUAACUUAAUCUGAAUACUGAGCCCCCUUCCUUGGCUAUUUAAAUACUCCCUAUUUGUAGCUGCUGUUUGAAUUUCAUACAUUAAAUGACUAAUUGUCUGUCUUUCUGUUCCUUUAGUAACUGACAUAUGUAGACUUACUGUAUAUUGUUGCAUAAAGAGUGACUGUUCUGAAAACCUAAACUGUACAAAUUCAAGAACAUUGGGCAAGGACAAUGUUUUGUUUCGUUUCAGUGCAAAUGAAAACAAAACUGUUUCGUUUCAUUUUAUUUGAAGUGCUGUUGUCCUUUUAUUUACUGUUUAAAUGCACACAAUCUCUAGGCAACAACUUUGACUACUUUUCUGAGGGUGGCCAUCGCUGAAGAAAAUGCAAGAGAAUAUGUUUUACUUUUUAAAAGGCUGCUUUGAACCUUGACUGCGCUUGCACUGAGUGGAGGAUGUGUAACUGAUCUCUCUGAUUGUAACUGAGCCUUGCAUUUUUUGUAUGAAUUGCUCUACUCUCAAUAUGGAUGGAGAAGAAAAAAUCCUAAUGUGUUAAAGAGAAUGCCACAAACCCAUAAUAUAGCUCAGGCUAGGUGUUUUCAGAGCUUGUAGCUAGCUUUCGCACCCUUGGCCCUAAUAUUUUGGGGGCAAUGCUCUAUUGAUCAGGGAUGAAUUUGGACCCUUUAUAUUUUAAAAUAGAGAGGUGCUUCCUUUACUUCCAAUCUCCAGGUAGUAGUAACAUCCGCACAAAAGUCGGUCCUGUCUACACCCAAGUAGCCUUUUGUUUUCCGUUACACUUAGAGACAGUAUCUUAAUUUCUUCUAAAAUCAUUAUCCUUUGCAUUGAGUGGCUGCUGAUUUACUAGUUCAUUUGAUCCCCCUGAAUACUGUGCUGCUACUAAACAUUUAACAUUUUAAUAUAUUGCUUUUGUGAUACAAGAGAAAUUAUUCCUUUGUCUUGUGUAUGUUCUGUAACUAGUGCAGGAACACAUCAGUUACAGAUGUCUUCAGUCUUCAUAAACCCGUUUAUUAUUAAUGUCUGUAACUUCAGCAUAACCUUACAGUGUUGCAUGGAGUGUAAAAAGCUGUGACUGCUGAUGUGAAAAGGUGGAGUCCCUAAACAAAAGCAUAGCACUGUUCCACUGCGGGUGUCAUGCAUUCGUUCUGGUAACAAGAUUUACAGUUAGUUGAAAUAUUCUUUCUGUAGGGUGCAGAAUAUUUAAAAAUGCAUCAAAAUACAAUGUGUUCUUCUUAGUACUAUGACCAAUAGCUCUGUCUUGUGGAUCUCUAUGCAAGUGUAAGAUGCACAGUCUGGCAGUUAAAAUUUGGUCUCACAAGGACAUAUUUAACUUUGAGAAUUUCAGUAGCAUUCUGGUUAAGCUCUGUUGUCCUUUUUAAAAAAUCUGUUUCUUUUGAUGUGUAUGUCUACACUGCGAUUAAACACACGUGGUUGGUCCGUGUCAGCUAACUCGAGGCUUGGGGACUGUAAAAUUGCAGUGUAGAUGUUUGUGCUUGUGUUGGAGCCCAGGCUCUGGGACCCUGCGAGGGGGAAUGCUCCAGCCCUAGCCUGAAAAUCUGCACCACAAUUUUACAACACUGCAGCCCAAACCCUGUGUGCCCAAGUCAGCUGACAUGGGCUAGCUGUGGGUGUUUAAUUGCAGGGUAGGCAUACUCCGUGUCUUCACCCAGGAGCAAAACUUAUUAUGUUGCGUGGGUUUUUUUAAAAACAAUUGACACUGUCAUUUUAAAGUUUAUACAAGAUUUCUUUUUUUAUAGCACAGCAUUUAAAUAAGAGGCAAUUCAUCAAGCUCUUCCCCCAAAAUGAGGUGUACUUCUCAUCUUGAAGAAAAAUUUAAGUAUUGGUACUUAAACUUAACUUACUGUGAAUGUGCAGUAAACUUAUUAAACGUCCUAAUUUACGUAACUUCUAUACUUGUCAUACAUGCUAAAAAGACUGAAGAGAGUCCAUAAUGGCUCAGAAGUCAUUGCUAUGGCCCCAGGCCGUCACCAGGUCCGUGCAAGAGGACCUCUGCAGCCGCAGGAAGCCCAAGCUUCAUGUGGGCUUCUGGAGCCAUGUGCUCAGUGUAGAAUUGGGGCCAAUGUCAGUAAUAGAAGAUCUGGAGUUCCUUGGUUUUUAUGAUAAAAGUUAAUACCAUUAUGACCUUGUUGCAGUAGGAUCCAGCAACUAGGCAAAUAAACACUUCCUCCUUAAUCAGUGCUUUUUAAAAAUGAUCUUACCAAAUGGUCUGUCUGUCUGACAGACCAUUAAUGGCACCUUGAAGGUGCCAUUGUGAGCCAUUCUACCCAUACUAAAACAUUAAAUGAUUAAGUCUAAAAGUGCAUUUGCUACAGUGGAACAGAUCUGUAAAAGACAAGUCCCUGAUAAACAAAUGUUACUUGUACAACAGUAGUUAAGAGGACAGCUUUUCUGUAUGUAUGUUUGUUAAAAAAGGAAGCUUCUUGUGUCAUUUCUAUCUUUUAUACCAAUUUGCACAUAAAACCAGCAUGCUCCAUGAUAGACUUGCUGGCUGUGAUUUGCUGUCACAGCUUCGGCUUUGGAGAACAAAAUCCCUUGCUAUUAAAAAGGAGGAACUUUGAAAUGAAAUGUUUUUAAGUAGGUUCUGUUUAUAUUUAUGAAGCUUGACUGAUCUUUGAAAGGUUUGAAUGUUUGUCUGAGUAUGGGCAUUAUUUUUAAAGUUGCUAAAAAUGCAUCUGGGCUACAGAUUUACCCUGCAGCUCUUGGAUUAUCUGCAGGCUUAUUCUGUCCAAACUCAUUUUUAAAUCUUUUUUUAAAUUUAUGCUUUAGCCAAUACAGCUAUUCUGGUCUCAGUUCAGUCUUUCCUUAACUCAUGCUCUUUUGUGUGGUUGUGUCUGUCAGUUUUCCUCCCAGUUUCCUCUCUUCAGGAAGUGUUGGCCUUAACACUGACAUUUCCUGGGUCUUUUGUCAGUUUGUUACAUUCUUAACAUUGCUUUUAAUAGAGCAUAUUGUGCAUUUAAUUUUUUCCUGGUCCUGGAAUUGCUAGAAUGGGGGGGAAAUCUUCCUUAGUGCCUUUCACUGACUUAUACUGUAGUCUGCACACUUUAAAUUAUAGCUAUUUCUCUUUAGUUCUGUUUCACCAAUUUGUAUAUAGGCAAGAAAUUCUAGUUGUACAAUUACUCCCUAUUUAUUGUUUUGCUAACUUUUUGGAAGUGUUGUUUCUGAUUAUUCAUUGUAUUUUAUGUAUAAAUUUUAUUUGUUACAUUGUACAUACCAGUAUUGUGUGUACAUGGUGCAUGUUCUUGCCAAGGAAUAAAAAUUUGAACUCC
Molecule: messenger RNA, 6104 nt
Organism: Caretta caretta (loggerhead turtle)
Lineage: Eukaryota; Metazoa; Chordata; Testudines; Cheloniidae
Gene: KIF3A
Product: kinesin family member 3A
Biological process (GO): microtubule-based movement; mitotic cell cycle
Cellular component (GO): microtubule
Molecular function (GO): ATP binding; microtubule binding; microtubule motor activity
Source: RefSeq, a predicted model, not a curated record